GAGCCUGAACACGCGCUUUGUGCACACGUGGCGCUUCAAGCGAGUGAAUGAGGAAGGCAAGUGGCUUCGCCGAGCUCGGCUUGUGGCGAAGGAGUUCAAGCACUUGGACAAGGCCCUGUACACGCACCAUCGCCAGAGCAAAGGUUGGAUCAUGUGUUCCUUCGAUGUGCAUGACGCUUAUUUGACCGUGGAUCAAAAGAAGCCGACCAUCAUCACCACAUCUCUCUCAGGCGAUGAGAUUUCAUUCUUGAAGCGCAGGCAUGUGCUCCUGGAAGAUUACACGUUAGAAGCAAGGUUGAAGAUGAACUUGAGGACCAAGCCCGAGCUGACCGAGAUGGGAGACCGCAAGAGCAAUGGUCGCGCCGAGCAGACAUGCCAGUCCAUUCGGCAGAUGGCUGGAGUUUUGCUUGAAGAUUACGAGGACAAGGUGAAGAAGCACGAUGGUGCGCCUUUAUCAGCUUUGCUUCCCACAGGCCAGAUCGUGGAGUCAGGCGUUGCGAAUGACGAGGCAGCAUCGGACCCGCCAAUCACCAGCCGAUGA
Molecule: messenger RNA, 541 nt
Organism: Effrenium voratum
Lineage: Eukaryota; Dinophyceae; Suessiales; Symbiodiniaceae
Source: the annotation of a GenBank genome assembly